Molecule: messenger RNA, 2420 nt
Organism: Wasmannia auropunctata (little fire ant)
Lineage: Eukaryota; Metazoa; Arthropoda; Insecta; Hymenoptera; Formicidae
Product: 2',5'-phosphodiesterase 12
Exons: 8
Coding region: 377-2170 (597 amino acids)
Biological process (GO): nuclear-transcribed mRNA catabolic process, deadenylation-dependent decay
Cellular component (GO): mitochondrion
Molecular function (GO): 3'-5'-RNA exonuclease activity
Source: RefSeq, a predicted model, not a curated record
AAAAUCCGUCGUCAGACACAACGUCGAUCGUUUAAAUAAGCCUGAAAAGAUUAACAAUUUUAUUAAUUUUUGAAGAUGGGUCUCGAGACCCGGAACGUGACCGUUUAAAUAAGCAUGAGAAGUUUAACAAUUUCAUUAAUUAUGAAUAUAUACCCGCGGUGCAGAAGAAUGAAAGUUACUAUGUAGUUUACGUCCACUUCUUCAGGGAACGUUAGUGCUAAGUGCACGAGGGCAUUUUGAGGUAACCUGCAAAAGACCGUCAUGGACGUCAUGUCCUCUCUCAGGUUUCUCUCUGAUUCGACGCUGAUUGUCGCGCAUGUAUGAAAGAGUAUAUUGGAGGAUAUCACAAAGGGUGAAUGAAUCGUGAUCGAUUAUAAUGCUAAAUACGUUCGCUAAAUUGCUUGCGCACAGAAUCCACCUAGUUUCGUCGUUUCUGCCGUAUCGCAAUAAGCACUGUCAUCCCAGACACAUAUUGAAGAUGAACGAGGCAUUUCUCCGCUAUGAAAAAGGCAAUGACAUGUUCGACAUCUCAUUUCGCUACGUGGACGAGGUGAUGAAGGUUGAUCGUCAGUUCAACUUUUCCAGACAGGCCGCGGAAAGUGUAAACAAUUUCCUUAAAAGGAUCGACACAAAUGUUUGCAAGAUUUUAAAUCGAAAGGCAGAAAGAAAAAAGAAGAAAAACGCUGCUUCAGAGGUAUCCGAGUUGACAGUGAACAAUGUGGAGAAUGGAAAGAUCAUGCUUCUCAAGAAUGAUACCAAAGUGGAUGGUGAAAUAUUGUGUGAAAGCCUUCUGCAGGAUUCUGCAGAGUUAAAACUGAUCAUUUUUGAGAAGACCUUCCUAGUGAAGCGAAAUGCACCUUAUAUUAUCAAAAUUUCGUUACCGUCGAGCAUAUUGGCAGGUUUUCCAAUUUAUCCAUCCAAGUUUGAAUCACUCUAUACUGACAUGAAGCAAUCAACGUUUGACUGGUACAAGAACAAUCCUGUCAAACUUUAUUCGUGGACACACGUAGGCAAUGGAUAUCUAUACAUACCCAGUGUGACUGAUAUUGGCUGCCAUUUGAAGAUCAGCUGUGAACCGCGGAAUGAGUCGGACUCUGGUUCUAGGAUGGAAGUAGAAUCGAAGAAUGUCGUGGAGGCCGGCCCUGGACAAUGCCCAUUUGACACUCGACAUCAGUUCACGAAACAUAAAUUGUCAGGCAGGAGUUUCAGAGUAAUAUCUUAUAACGUAUUGGCAGAUACGUAUGCCGAUUCUGAUUUUUCUAAGGAUGUAUUAUUCCCAUACUGUCCGCAAUAUGCAUUAGAUAUGGAUUAUAGAAAACAAUUGAUACUUAAAGAGAUAAUAGGUUUUAACGGCGAUAUAAUUUGCUUGCAAGAGGUAGAUAAAAGCAUAUACGAAUAUGACUUAUUGCCUUCUCUGUACAUGUUGAAUUACGAUGGCGUGUUCGUUACAAAGAACGAAAUUAGCGAAGGACUCGCCACAUUUUUCAAUCAGGAUAGAUUCGAAAAGUUAGGAUUUGAAUACAGCGUAAUGGCUCAAAACAUUGAUUGUCCCAAGUUUGCUGCGGUGUGGUCUAAAAUCGUCAAUGACAAGAUGAAGGAGAGAUUUUUGAGUAGAAACACAACCAUUCAGGUAACAACGUUACGAUCGAAAGAGAACCAAUCUGAAAUCUUGAUCAUCGGCAACACGCAUUUAUACUUUAAACCUGAUGCAGAUCAUAUACGUUUGUUGCAAGGAUAUUAUGCCGUUACAUAUAUACACGAUGUCGCAAAAAGGAUUCGAGAAGAGAAUCCCGCGUGUAACGUGAGCGUGAUGCUUUGCGGUGAUUUUAACAGUGUGCCGGAAUGCGGCAUUUAUCAACUGAUGACGGAGAAUUACGUUCCGGAAACCUGUGAAGAUUGGAAGAGUAAUGCCGAGGAAGCUGUAGAAAACGUAUCCUUAGCGCAGGACCUUUGUAUGUCUAGCGCUUGCGGCACGCCAGAAUAUACAAACUAUACGCCCGAGUUCUCCGCCUGUUUGGACUACAUAUUUUACGAGAAAGACAAAUUCGAGGUGGAACAAGUGGUCCCGAUGCCCAGUAAGGAGGAGCUUACUCUUAACACGGGCUUGCCGUCCGUGGUGUUUCCUAGUGAUCAUAUAUCUUUAUGCGCCGAUUUAAAAUUGAAAGGAUGAUAGUGAAUGAAUGUUUAUUAUUCUCAUGGGGAGUUCAAAUAAUUUUGAACUUAAUAAUACUAAAUGCAACGUAACUCAAACCUUAUUUUUAUCCCAACCUCAUCCAAUUUGUCCCUGAUCUAUCGUUUGCACACACAGGAUCUUCAUUUCCGUCAUCUGUUCGAAAAGGUGAAAAUUGAAAAAUAAUAUGUAUGAAGUUAUAAACUUUUCACUGUUGAUAAGAAAAUAGACUGUCAUAUAAGACGUAAAA